GAGAAGAAGGAAGCCAAACCUGUGGUUUCUAAAGAACAAGCAAAAUUGGAAGAGAAAAAAUCCAAGGAAAAAGAGGAAACGAAGGCACCCUCGGCGGAAGUAGGGAAAGUUCCAGACGAAAAGAAAUCGAAAGAAAUUGAAGGAAAAACAAAUGUGGCUGAAAAGGAGAAAAAUCAGGGAAAAACUUCACCUUCUAAAGAAAAAGGGGAAAGGGUAGAAAACAAAAGUCAGGACUCGAAAGAAAAGGUGGAGAAGAAAGCAGAUAAGUCAAAAGAAAAGGAAACAGUGGAAAAUGAAAACAGAGGAAAAUCAAAGGAAAAUAUAGUAUCGCAAGGCAUUGACUCGAAAGAAAAGCCAGACAAAGAACAGCGGAAAUCGAAAGAGAUACAAGAAGUUAAACCGAAAAAAGUCUCCUCAAAAGAACCAGAAGGAAAAAAAGACGGCAGUACCUCCAAAAAGAGGUUGUAUGACGAUAAAACGGCUAAGGAGAAGAAUACAAUCAAAAUAACUAAAGAAAAAACUAAAGAACAGGAAGUCAAGCCUAAAGAGAAAAUGACUAGCAAAGAGGCUAAUAUCCAGAACAUGAAAUCUCAGGUGCUCCCCACCAAGGUCAAAUCCAAACCGUCUGCACGAUUACCUGUGAAACCAUCUUGA
This is a messenger RNA of Strongylus vulgaris, 654 nucleotides long. The record is from the annotation of a GenBank genome assembly. NCBI's taxonomy places the organism in Eukaryota, Metazoa, Nematoda, Chromadorea, Rhabditida, Strongylidae.